Choloepus didactylus (southern two-toed sloth) is the source of this 7075-nucleotide messenger RNA. It is a transcript of the gene ATP10B, whose product is annotated as ATPase phospholipid transporting 10B (putative). Gene Ontology annotation, cellular component: plasma membrane. Gene Ontology annotation, biological process: phospholipid translocation. Gene Ontology annotation, molecular function: ATP hydrolysis activity; ATPase-coupled intramembrane lipid carrier activity; magnesium ion binding. The record is from RefSeq and is a predicted model, not a curated record. Lineage: Eukaryota; Metazoa; Chordata; Mammalia; Pilosa; Megalonychidae.
AGGUGGCUUUCCCCCCUUUUCCUUCUUGAUCACAAUUGUUUCUUCCAGUCCAUCGUCUUCUCUAAGUUAAUAAGUGAGCGUUAGCUUAAGGCCUUACCUUGAUAUUAUCAGAUCUAAUCAGAGAAAUGAAAAAUGCCUUAGGGAAGAGAAAAGAUCUUUUAGUUGAGCUGCACAAGAGAAACAUUGCCACUUUCAAGCUCUGCUUUCCGUAGCUUCUAAUGGAGCCUGCUCAGUAGGGACGUCAGCUUUGCUGGGACUUAUUUUGACAACGGGAUCAGGACUGACUGGUGACACUUGUCUCAAUGAAACCAACGGGGUGAAUAACUCAGCCUGAUGCCAGAAAUGGCCCUCUCGGUGGACUCCUCUUGGCGUCGGUGGCAGUGGCGGGCCAGAGAUGGCUUCUCCCAGUCUCCAUCAGAAGUCACCCCACUGCUCUCUCCAGAGCAAGGAGGGCGGAGCUACAACCUGAAGCAGCAGCGGGUCGUGUUCCCCAACAACAGCACAUUCCACCAAGAUUGGGAAAAGGUCUCCGGGAGAUACCCUGGCAACAGAAUCUGCACAACCAAAUACACCCUCUUCACCUUCCUGCCCCAGAAUCUCCUUGAGCAGUUUCACAGAUGGGCCAACCUCUAUUUCCUGUUCCUGGCGAUUCUGAAUUGGAUGCCCUCCAUGGAAGUCUUCCACAGGGAAAUCACCAUGUUACCAUUGGCCAUUGUCUUAUUCAUCAUCAUGGUCAAGGAUGGCAUGGAGGACUUCAAGAGAUAUCGCUUUGAUAGAGAGAUAAAUUGCUCCAACAUCCAAAUAUAUAAAAGAAAAGACCAGAGCUAUGUGCAGAAGUGCUGGAAGGAUGUACGUGUCGGAGACUUUAUCCAAAUGCGAUGCAACGAGAUCAUCCCAGCAGACAUCCUCCUCCUCUUUUCCUCUGACCCCAGUGGGAUCUGUCACCUGGAAACUGCCAACUUGGAUGGAGAGACAAACCUCAAGCAAAGGCGUGUUGUGAAGGGCUUCUUGCAGCAGGAGACACAGUUUGAACCGGAACGUUUCUGCAAUACCAUUGUGUGUGAGAAACCCAACAACAACUUCAACAAAUUUAAGGGUUAUAUGGAACAUCCCGACCAGACCAGGACCGGCUUCGGCAGUGAAAGUCUUCUGCUGCGAGGCUGCACCAUCAGGAACACCGAGGUGGCCAUCGGCAUUGUCAUCUACACAGGCCACGAGACAAAAGCCAUGCUGAAUAACAGCGGCCCACGCUACAAACGCAGCAAGAUCGAGCGGCGCAUGAACAUAGACAUCUUCUUCUGCAUCGGACUCCUCUUCCUCAUGUGCCUUAUUGGGGCCAUAGGUAACAGCCUCUGGAAUGGGACCUUUGAAGAGCAUCCCCCCUUCGACGUGCCAGAUGUCACAGGUGGCUUCCUUCCCCUUGCCCUCCAGGGCUUCUACAUGUUCCUCACAAUGAUCAUCUUGCUCCAGGUGAUGAUCCCAAUCUCUCUGUACGUGUCCGUCGAGCUGGUGAAGCUUGGGCAAGUCUUCUUCCUGCACAAUGACCUCGACCUGUAUGACGAAGAGUCGGAUUUGUCCAUUCAGUGCCGAGCCCUCAACAUUACUGAGGACCUGGGCCAGAUCCAGUACAUCUUCUCUGACAAGACGGGGACCCUAACCGAGAACAGGAUGGUGUUCCGCCGUUGUACCAUCAUAGGCAGCGAGUUUUCUCACCAAGAAAAUGCCAAGCGACUGGAGACCCCAAAGGAGCUGGACUCGGACGGUGAAGAGUGGACCCAGUACCAGUGCCUGUCCUUCCCAGCCAGAUGGGCCUCAGGCCCAGCAACUAUGAGAAGCCAGGGAGGUGCCCAGCCUCUGCGAAGGUGCCAGAGUGCCCGCGUGCCCAUCCAGGGCCACUCCCGACAGAGGUCCAUGGGGCGCUGGGAAAGCUCACAGCCUCCGGUGGCCUUCAGCAGCCCCAUAGAAAAAGAUGUAACUCCAGAUAAAAACCUACUGAGCAAGGUGCGGGAUGCUGCCCUGUGGCUGGAGACCUUGUCGGACGCCAGACCUGCCAAAGCCUCCCUGUCCUCCACCUCCGCCAUUGCUGACUUCUUCCUCGCCCUAACCAUCUGCAACUCCGUCAUGGUCUCCACAACCACCGAGCCCAGGCAGAGGGUCACCAUCCCACCCUCAAACAAGGCUCUGGGGACGUCCCUGGAGAAGAUUCAGCAACUCUUCCAGAGGCUGAAGCUUUCAAGUCUCAGCCAGUCAUUCUCAUCCUCUGGGCCCUCUAACACAGACCUGGGGGAGAGUUUGGGGACCAACAUACCCACCACGGACUCGGAUGACCGAGACGAUGCGUCUGUGUGCAGUGGAGACUACUCCACCGACGGCGGCUACAGGAGCAGUGCAUGGGACCAGAGUGACGUCCUGGGGCCUGGGGAGGGUACUUCUCUGGCAGAGGUGCUAGAGACCCCGGCCCUGGGCCUCGCUGGGCCCGAGCUCUGCUACGAAGCUGAGAGCCCUGACGAGGCUGCCCUCGUACAUGCCGCCCACGCCUACAACUUCACGCUGGUGUCCCGCACGCCCGAGCAGGUGACCGUGCGCCUGCCCCAGGGCACCUGCCUCACCUUCGACCUCCUCUGCACCCUGGGCUUCGACUCCGUCAGGAAGAGAAUGUCCGUGGUCGUGAGGCACCCGCUGACCGGGGAGAUCGUCGUCUACACCAAGGGCGCCGACUCGGUCAUCAUGGACCUGCUGAAAGACCCGGCCCGUGUGAUUGACACUGAUGUGGAAAAGAAGCUGAGGAAAAUCCAUGCCCGUACCCAGAAGCAUCUAGACUUGUAUGCAAGAGAUGGCCUGCGUACACUGUGCAUCGCCAAAAAGGUGGUAAGUGAAGAGGACUUCCAACGAUGGGCCAGUUUUCGGCGUGAGGCUGAGGCAUCCCUUGAUAACCGAGAUGAGCUUCUGAUGGAGACAGCACAGCAUCUGGAGAAUCAACUCACCUUACUCGGAGCCACUGGGAUCGAAGACCGGCUGCAGGAAGGAGUUCCAGACACAAUCGCUGCUCUGCGCCAAGCUGGGAUCCAGCUCUGGGUCUUGACGGGAGACAAGCAGGAGACAGCGGUCAAUAUUGCCUAUUCCUGCAGACUGUUAGAUCAGACCAACACGGUUUACACUAUCAAUACAGCAAAUCAGGAAACCUGUGAAUCCAUCUUCAACUGUGCUCUGGAAGAGAUAAAGCAAUUUCAUGAACCAGAGAAGCCAGACCGCAAGCUCUCUGGGUUCUGCCUACCCUCUGAGAUGCCAUCUAUCACCUCAAGACCCGCAGUUCCAGAAGUUGGAUUGGUCAUCGAUGGGAAGACACUGAACGCCAUUUUCCAGGGAAAGCUGGAGAAGAAAUUUCUGGAGUUGACCCAGUAUUGCCAGUCCAUCCUGUGCUGCCGCUGCACCCCCAUCCAGAAGAGCUUGAUAGUCAAGCUGGUGCGAGACAAGUUGGGCGUCAUGACGCUUUCCAUAGGUGAUGGAGCCAAUGACGUAAGCAUGAUUCAAGCUGCUGAUAUUGGAAUUGGAAUAUCUGGACAAGAAGGCAUGCAGGCCGUCAUGUCCAGCGACUUUGCCAUCUCCCGCUUCAGGCACCUCAAAAAGCUGCUGCUUGUGCACGGCCACUGGUGUUACUCACGCCUUGCCAGGAUGGUGGUGUACUACUUCUACAAAAAUGUGUGCUACGUCAGCCUGCUUUUCUGGUACCAGUUCUUCUGUGGUUUCUCUGGCUCCACCAUGAUCGAUUACUGGCAGAUGAUAUUCUUCAAUCUCCUUUUCACCUCAUUGCCUCCUCUCAUCUUUGGAAUCCUUGACAAAGAUGUCUCUGAGGAAACACUCCUGGCAUUGCCUGAGCUUUACAAGAGUGGCCAGAACUCUGAGUGCUAUAACCUGUUGACUUUCUGGAUUUCCAUGGCGGAAGCAUUCUACCAGAGUCUCAUCUGUUUCUUUAUCCCUUACCUGACCUACAAGGACUCUGACAUCGAUGUCUUUACCUUUGGAACACCUAUCAACACCAUCUCCCUUGCCACAAUUCUCUUGCACCAGGCGAUGGAAAUGAAGACCUGGACCAUUAUCCACGGGCUCGUCCUCCUAGGCAGUUUCCUGAUGUACUUCGUGAUAUCCCUAGUGUACAAUGCCACCUGCGUCAUCUGCAACAGUCCCACCAAUCCGUACUGGGUGAUGGAACGCCAGCUCUCAGACCCCACUUUCUACCUUGUCUGCUUCCUCACACCAGCCGUGGCUCUUCUCCCAAGAUACUUUUUCCUGUCUUUACAAGGCACCUGUGGGAAGUCUCUGAUCUCGAAAGCUCAGAAAAUUGACAAACUCCCGAAGGACAAAAGAGACCUGGAAAUCCAGAGUUGGAGAAGCAGACAGAGGCCUGCGCCUGUACCUGGAGAGGCUCAGCCCACCCACCGCCCUGUGCCACCCGUCCCAGAACGGGGCUUCCGAGCCAGCACCCCAAAGAGCUCUAGCCCUUCCAAGCAGAAGCACAUCGAGAACAAGGGGCUCCAUGGAGAAAGACGCAGCAGAGACCACAUGAAGUAUGACCCUUGCUCGGGGGACAUGCCUGCUACACUCUCACCUGGGGAGCACCUUCUGGGGCCAAGUAGGACAGUGGCUUCAGGAGCCCCCUCAAGUGAACAGCUGGAUCCCCCCAAGCCCCCAAGUAGGGGCAGCCAUCGCAGGUCCCAGAGUGCACUGACCAUAUGAAAGGACUGCAAACGCCUGUGCAAACUCAGAGGAGGCCUCCCAAUCACUGGUCCACCCAACUCACGAUUCUUCCUCUUCACGGAGGGUAGAAUGUGCCAGUCUGAUUCUUUUGUUCCCCACCAGGCUUGGCUUCCUUAGAGGAAGUGUUGACCCCAAGGGGUUUGGCAAAAAAGGACUGGAAAACAAUUGACCUAUUUUUUCUCCUGCUGCCAGGUAGCUAACAUGUAUUUUAUAAGGAGGCUAUGUUUCUGUUAUUUUGAGUUCCCAAUUUUCUUUUAGCCUGGAGUCAUUCUUCUAAUCCUCUAGAUAAGUAGAGCCCAUGACUCAAUACAACUGGGCCAUAAGUUUCCAAGAUUCCAAGAAGUGUAUCAACUUAGGCAAUAUCUCAGGAUCUGGAAGUUUCCAGGCUUAUCAAACCAUCAUCUCCACCCCUCAGGGCUGAGAGUUAACAUUUCAGAAGAGACCCAUGCUUCCCAGAUGUGUCAUCUCAAGUGUAUUACAGUGAUGACCCUGUCAGGAUUACCAUCCUUUCCAUUUACAGAAAAUUGGGUCUACAUUUGUCUUUUGGUCAAAGAAAACUACAGCCAAAGAUGGAAACUAAAUUUGGACUCCAUUCCACAGACACUUCUGAGAGUUGUAGGGCCACAGCUAGAGUGAGAAGCAAGGAGAAAGAACAGUUUAAAGGUAACAGAAGCACCAGAAACCCCAUGCUAUGGCUACUAGACCAUAUGUCCCACAAUCUGGGGCAUCUGCCAAGAGGACGUGGGCAGUGCUCUCUUUUUAAGCUAUUUAUUUUAUUUAUUUUUAAAUAAAAUUCCCAAUCCUCAUUCAGCUCUCAGAAUAGGAAAAACCUAAGAUCAAGAGGCUUUAGCACAUCUACAACUAGAAUAGGCCCACAGAUAGAACAGCCCUGAAACCAGGUAGCGAUAUCUUAAAGGGUGAAAGCGUGGGCUAGGAUUAAGCCCCAUUCAUCAAGCUAAUCCCAGAGUGCCAACACUGGGAAGUCACUGCUGUGUGCUUCAUAAGAAGUCUAACUUCACAGGGAAAAUGGGGAUUACAUAAGACUUCUUAUCUCUAGAGGUCAUAAAGGCCAAAAAUGUAAAAGAGCUCAAACAGUGUUUAAAUUUUUAAAAUGGAUGACGGAAUUCUAACAGACUGUCAAGAGAAACUAGGUCUUCUAAGAUAAGUCAUGGAGGAGUUCUGAGUCCACCCAGCUUAAGCUAGUGCCUAUAUUAGGCAACAAAUACUGGAAUGGAUGGGGUAAGUGUGUCAGUUCUUUGAGCCCAAGAGUCAUAGGCCCCAGCCAUGAGCUGAUGACUCACCUGAGUAACAACUCAGCAAAGACACCAAAAAGAGCUCAGCAAUGAAGUUGGCAAAUGGCAGGUUGAGCUGGUCCUCUGACCAUCUGACUGGCAAAUUGGAGAGGCCAUUUGGAGUAUCAUUCCGAACCCAAUACACUGGAUUGCCUUCUCUACUUCUGCGUGAUUUUUACUCCAUGCUAUACUGGCCAGUUGAUGAGCAUUUGGGGGAAUCCUAAAUGAGGAUUUCUAAAGAAGGGGCAGGCAGGUAAUUGCACCAGAUGAAAAGUAAAGAUAUUAGUUGUCUCCUGCAAGGAGAAUGAGUCAAAACUUGGAUCUUAGGGCCUUCCUUUUUACCUGCAGUUCCUACCCAUUCUGGAAAGUCAGAAAGGGCCAGGUAGGAUGUUUCAGAAAAGAACAGAGCAGUGGGAAGAGUAAUGACCUCAGGAGAUCUAGGUUUGAGUCUUUGCUCUACUCCCAAACUCUUUGGAUGCUUGGAGCUUUGAAUCAGGAUCCACACCUGCAUAUUAGGUUGGAACUGCCCCACCUCCCAGGUUUGACAUAAGGAUCAAGUCAAAACUAAUACGAGGAAUGUAAAAAGACUUUGAAUGCUGUAACACCAUUGGUAGGAACGCAGGGAUUUUUACUUCAGAGGUAAGGGGAACAGAGGUGAGGAGGAAGUUGGGGAAAUGUCUGACCCCUCUACCUAAACCCCAAACCAUACACAACAUUCUGACACCACUCUCUCACUAGUUUGACCAACUGUCCCAGUUUGCCCAGGACUUUGCCAGUCUUAGCAUUGAAAGUCCCAAAUGCAGGAAACCCCUCAGUGCCAGACUACCCAAGACAUUUGUUCACCUCUUUGUAAACCAAACUGUGACCAUUCAACUUGUCAUCUCACUCAGGGGGAAAAGUUACAACUAUUUCCCUUUAAUAUAAUGCUAAUGAUUGUGUACUUAGUGUGUUUUUAUACUUUUAUGAUCUUUUACUGAUUGACCGGAAAUAUGUCAUACUGUAGUAGAAGAAAAAAUAAACAUGGUUAU